CAGUUUGCUUUACUUGUUUUAUUUUAUUUUGGGGGUCAGGGUUUGCUUCUCACUCUCACGGAAGAAGCUUCGCAAAAGGGGAAGAAGAUGCCCAACAUAGAUGACGUGAGAACAGAAGGGAAAAUGGGAAGCACCACAACAAUGGAGAAGGCCGGCGUGGGAGAUGGCGACGAAGCAACUCAUCAUCGAUGUGGUGUAUGCCCUGUUAGAGAUGAUAUCGAUGGAUUAAAGGAGUGUAUGUGACGGGAUCUUGUAAGAAAAGAGUCUGUUCAGAAGAAAAAACCUAGAGGGAGAAUUGCUCUGAUCAAUGGCAACCAAUAAUAGCCAUGGUUUACCCAACUCAUGUGCACCACCAAGUGUUCUGAUGAACUCCUUUGAGAGAAGAGUUAUGGCUGAUUUAGAGGACAUCAAAAGAGCUAACAAUAGUAUACGAGAGGAACAAAUUCUAUUGAAGUCCAUGAUUGAACGCAUAAAUUCCAUUUAUGUCAAGCCUGAGUUGAAGGAGAAUGAAAGACUUCUGAAAAACACCAAGACCAAUCCUAUCACCACCCCUCAUAAGACAUGCAAAAUUACGGAAAAUAUCAAAAAGAGUGACAGCAAGUCAAUAUUUAAUAUGGAUGUGGACUCAAAUAUAUGUCUUGAUGUGUCAGAUGAUGAGGAUGAUGCCAUGGAACUAGAUCGAACAACCAUAACCCGCCAAGAUCCACGCAAAGUUGCUGUCCAACGGAGCAUUCCCUCUAUCAAACGCCAGAAACUGUCACCCCAGCCAAAUGGAAAAGGGAAGGCGAAACCACUAUCAAAGCCAUGGUUCCCUGGACCUGGUGAAAGGAUAACCAGGUUCCAAAAUAGGGUUGAGGCGUUCAGAGGUGUACAACGACCACGCCGUAUGUCAACUUCUGAAAUGGGUGCACAAGAAUCCCGUGGAGAAGCAGUACGAGCAUCAAGCACGCCAGUUGCUGCACGUGUACACGCAGAAUCGAAACCGCUAUCUAUUUUUGGACAGCAAAAUUUGGUAGUGCAGAAGAAACCAAAGGGAAUAACAACUUAUUUUAAAGUGGGUGGCGAGAUUAACUUGACUAAGGGACAAGUAGAGAUGUUUGCAUAUGUUUUUGAUCCGGAUUUAUUACCAAGUGAGCACAUUGUAAAGAUAGGAGGCUCGUCCGCAACACGUCAAGAACUUUUUUGCUUGAGCCCGGAUCAUACAAUUACUGUCAAGAUUAUGGAGCUUUGGGCUAGGAAAUGUACUUGGGAGCAAAGAAUCAUUACUCUGAAGACAACUUGGUGCCUUCCUCCCUCUUUUUCAGUUGAUGUAUUUCAACAUCUCCAAAUAGAAGAGUUAAUUGAUAAAUAUGACGAUUAUAUGGGAAAAUACCCUUCACUUGAAUAUAUUUAUAUACCCAUUCAAGAUAAUGAACACUGGCAUCUAAUGGUCAUGAGUUUAGAACCAAAAAUUGUGUUCCAUUUGGACUCCAACUUGCCCCGUGAGCGCAAGGAACCAAGAACUGAAUCUACUAACACUCUGGCUGUUGUUUUGUCCCAUAUUAUUUCUUCAGCACACUUUGAGGCUUGUCCUUUUGAACAUGGUGACUUUUCUGGUGGCUGGUCUUCCCAAACAAUUGAAGUGGUUCACGAUGUGCAACCUCCUCCAACAUGCCAGUCUGCCUUAUGGGUACUAAGCUGGUUGCAUAUGGAAUAUUCAUUUAAUCCUAAGAUACCACCAAAGGUUGUACCUCAACCAUUUUAUUUCCUAUGUGUUUUUGCUGCAUUCUCUCUAGUGACCUCUUAAUUUUGGAUUUACUUUUUCUCUUUUUUUUUGAUGCUUUUAGAUUUCUGAAAAUCAGGUGCUAAUCACAACUACCAUAGACUUAGUUUUGGGAUCCUCCAAUAAAUUGAGAAAGACCAUUAUGGACAAUGCUAGUGAGCAUUGAUUUCAACACAACGAACUCAAUCAAGCAUAGAUGAUUUGUUAUUUAUAUACACUAGUUUGUGGUAUCUAGUUUUGCAAUCUAUGUUAUUUAAUACUAUUUAAGACAAUUUAAUUGCACUUCAGGUUAUUUGAUAUUAGCUUUCAAUUUCCCCCCAAAAAUAUUCCCGCACAAGUGAUAUAAUUUAAUUUAGCUUUCCCAUGAAAAUGCCAAAAGGGUGAUCUGAUCAUAUGAAGGCAGUUAGAUUGAA
This is a messenger RNA of Arachis ipaensis, 2175 nucleotides long. Lineage: Eukaryota; Viridiplantae; Streptophyta; Magnoliopsida; Fabales; Fabaceae. The record is from RefSeq and is a predicted model, not a curated record.